CACCCCCCACCCCACCACCACCAUCUGGCUGUAUAAAAUUUCAAACUCCCAUCAACACCCUAACUCCCUUUUCAUUAUUUCAUUUUUGUAUACAAAAUAUUUCACCAAAUUGUUAUUUUUUUUCAAUAAAAAAUAGCAAAAGAAAACGAUGGGUUGUAUCAUCGUCAUCACCAACUUCGAUCAUCUAUCCAGCAUUAGUUAUGGAGACCUGGUCAGAAAAAUACCAAACCAACUCCCAGGUGCCAUUUAUGUAUUAUUUUCAUGCUAUUAUUUGAAUCUUCUCGUAGUUGGUAGUAUAUUCAAAUCAAAUUCAACCCAAAACCAAAAGGGGGACUAUUCCAGUUCUGCAUAAAAUUCUGCCAUUGUGUUGUAAAGGGUAGGUUGGAAUUGUAGAGAUUCUUGCGAUCUCGGGAUGUAUCCAUCAACAGUUUGGACAUAUGCAUGGGUUUUCGGCAUGUUCUUGUGCUGGUCUUCGCUACGAGCUGGAGCACAAGAUCUUGGUAUCACCCAUCCUGCAGAAGUGACGGCGCUGCGGGCCAUCAAGAGAAGUUUGGUUGAUCCCAACAAGAAUCUGAGCAACUGGAAUCGAGGAGACCCAUGUACAGCAAACUGGACAGGAGUGCUUUGCUACAACACAAUAUUAGAUGAUGGCUAUCAUCAUGUUCAAGAAUUGCAACUACUAAAUAUGAAUCUGUCAGGAAGUUUAUCGCCAGAGCUUGGCCGCUUAUCUUAUAUGAAAAUAUUGGAUUUUAUGUGGAACAACAUGAGUGGAAGUAUACCGAAGGAGAUUGGCAACAUAACAACCUUGGAACUUUUGCUCCUCAAUGGAAACAAAUUAUCAGGUCCCUUGCCCGAAGAGCUCGGUUAUUUUCCAAAAUUGGACAGAAUACAAAUCGACCAGAACCAAAUAUCAGGACCAUUACCAAAAUCAUUUGCAAAUUUGAACAAGACAAAGCAUUUUCACAUGAACAACAAUUCAAUUAGCGGGCAAAUUCCACCUGAGCUUUCCAAAUUACCAAGUCUUGUCCACUUUCUUCUUGACAACAACAACUUAUCUGGGUAUCUUCCGCCAGAGUUCUCAGAGUUGCCAAACUUAUUAAUACUUCAAGUUGACAACAACAACUUUAAUGGGACUACAAUUCCAGAUACGUAUAGCAACAUGUCCAAACUGUUGAAGUUGAGUUUGAGGAACUGCAACUUACAAGGGCCUAUUCCUGAUUUGAGUAGGAUUCCAAACCUCGGUUAUGUAGAUCUAAGCUCAAAUCAGCUAAAUGGAUCCUUGCCUCUGGGUAAACUCUCUGAUCAAAUCACGACGAUCAAUUUAUCUAACAACACUCUGGCCGGAAGAAUUCCUGGCAACUUUUCAAAUCUUCGUAAUCUUCAGAGAUUGUCUAUAGCAAACAAUUCAUUGAGUGGCUCCGUUCCAGCAGCGCUUUGGCAAAACAGGAAACUCAACGCGACAGAAAGACUAAUCUUGGAGUUGCAGAACAAUGACCUUACAAGUGUAAACGGCAGUACAGAAGUUCCGCAAAAUGUCACAGUCGGGCUUCGGGGAAAUCCGCUUUGCUCAAAUGCCAGCCUUGAUAAAUUCUGUGGGACCGAAAGUGGUGACGAAAAUGACAGUCAGAUUUCGAUUAACUCCACUGCCAACUGUUUGAGUCAAGCAUGCCCACCCCCUUUCGAAUAUCUUCCUGUAGCUUGUUUUUGUGCUGUUCCUCUACUUGUUGAGUAUCGGUUGAAAAGUCCCGGAUUCACAGAUUUUCGCCCAUACAAAAGUACAUUUGAGCGGUAUCUUACUUCUGGUCUCAAAUUAGAUCUCGAUCAGCUGGACAUUACUUCAUUUGUAUGGGAAAAGGGACCUCGACUGAGAUUUUCUCUGAAGCUUUUUCCUGUAUAUGUUGAUAAGGCCAAUAAUUCCCAUACUUUCAAUAAAAGUGAAGUUAAAAGAAUCAUGACCAUGUUCACAGCAUGGAAAAUUCCUGACAGUGAUGUAUUUGGACCCUAUGAACUUCUCGGCUUCAUUCUACUGGGGCCUUACAAGGAUGUGGUUGCCCUCUCUUCAAAUUCCGGUCUAGGCAAGGGCGCUCUGGCGGGCAUAAUAUUAGGGACUAUUGCUGGUGCCGUCGCAUUAUCUGCAAUUGUUUCUCUUCUUAUAUUCAGAAAACAUUUGAAGAACCGCCAUGCAAUUUCAAGAAGACGUCACACAUCCAAGAGCUCCGUUAAAAUUGAAGGUGUCAAGGCUUUUACUUAUGGAGAAAUGUCCACUGCUACAGACAAGUUUAACAGCUCUGCUCAAAUUGGACAGGGAGGUUAUGGAAAGGUUUAUAAAGGCACCCUUGCUGACGGAACAGUUGUGGCCAUAAAACGUGCACAAGAGGGAUCAUUACAGGGCGAGAAGGAGUUUCUAACAGAAAUAGAAUUAUUGUCACCCUUACAUCAUAGGAAUCUCGUGUCCUUAGUCGGGUAUUGUGAUGAAGAAGGGGAACAGAUGUUGGUUUAUGAGUUCAUGUCAAACGGAACUCUAAGGGAUCACCUUUCGGCAGCUAGGUCUAAAGAACCGCUGGGUUUUGAGAUGAGAUUAAGAAUUGCCCUAGGAUCAGCCAAGGGCAUCCUAUACCUCCAUACAGAAGCCAACCCUCCGAUAUUUCAUCGGGAUAUCAAGGCCAGCAAUAUAUUAUUGGACUCUAAGUUUAUUGCAAAGGUUGCUGAUUUUGGACUUUCCCGACUUGCCCCAGUUCCAGAUUUCGAAGGGACUGUGCCUGCUCAUGUAUCCACAGUAGUGAAGGGGACACCGGGUUACCUUGAUCCAGAGUAUUUCUUAACUCAUAAGCUAACGGAUAAGAGCGAUGUUUAUAGCCUCGGUGUCGUGUUUUUGGAGCUCUUGACAGGGAUGCAGCCAAUCUCACAUGGCAAAAACAUUGUUCGAGAGGUAAACAUUGCAUUCCAAUCCGGUAUGAUCUUCUCAGUAAUUGAUGGAAGAAUGGGGUCUUAUCCUUCCGAGUGUGUGGAAAAGUUCUUGAGUUUGGCUCUCAGGUGCUGCGAAGAUGAUACAGACGCGAGGCCCUCAAUGGCAGAGGUAGUUCGGGAACUCGAAAACAUAUGGUUUAUGGUGCCGGAGUCUGACAGCAAAACAACGGAAUCAGUGACCGAUGGUAGCGGUGGAAAGGUAGUGACUCCACCAUCCUCAUCCAAUGCAGCGAGGCAUCCUUACGUCUCUUCAGAUGUCUCCGGCAGCGACCUUGUUAGCGGAGUCGUACCUACAAUUACGCCAAGAUAGCAACCGUAGAGAGAACCAUUGCCGCAUCCUUUCUUAUUGCAGUUGGUUUUGUAAGGGUUGAGAGGUAGAUGAGUACAUAUUUUGAUCCUUUUGUUGUAAAACCAGUAUACUUUAGCAGUCAAAACAGUUGUUGAA
Pyrus x bretschneideri (Chinese white pear) is the source of this 3412-nucleotide messenger RNA. RefSeq names its product probable LRR receptor-like serine/threonine-protein kinase At1g06840. The transcript has 21 exons. The coding region runs from base 413 to 3277 and encodes 954 amino acids. The record is from RefSeq and is a predicted model, not a curated record. Gene Ontology annotation, molecular function: protein binding; ATP binding; protein kinase activity. Gene Ontology annotation, biological process: protein phosphorylation. NCBI's taxonomy places the organism in Eukaryota, Viridiplantae, Streptophyta, Magnoliopsida, Rosales, Rosaceae.